CAAUGAUCUUUACCAUUUCUGCACCCCACCCCCAUCAGUCAGAAAUCUGCUAUGGCGUUCGCUAGAGACGAUGCAGCAGCUAGACUGGAAGGCUACGAGCCUCUGGACUUGCACCAGAGCGGUGAUGUGUGUUUCACACUCCAGACCCAUGAUACUGGGCCUGAAGAGGAGGAGGCCAGUCGUGCACACGUUAUGGAGGAAGUACUGAGGUCCCCCAGACUGGCCAGUGCUGUCAAGGAGGUUGCUGCCGAGAGCAGUAGAGAGGUAAAGGAUGUACAAGCUGAAGCACAAGCUCUACUGGAGGAGAUAGCCCACAAUAUGGCCGUGCCUGCAGUGAGGACACUGGCCUUUGCUCUCCGGAUGGCACUUAGGAGGAUUUUGCACGGAGUGUAUAUUAACACUGCUGGACUAAAAGAGCUUCGAGAGCUUAUGAAGGAACGUGCAGUGGUCCUACUCCCCUCACAUCGUUCUUAUCUCGACUUUAUCCUCGUCACUUUUAUCAUGUUCAACUUCAAUAUGAAGCUGCCGUGCAUUGCAGCUGGUCAAGAUUUCAUGAAUAUGAAAGGUAUCACUGGAUUUCUACGGCGUAGUGGAGCGUUCUUCCUUCGUCGGACUUUUGGCUCAGACAAGCUCUAUAAGACAGUGUUCUCUGCGUACGUACAGACAUUGCUGUGUAGAGGAGUCCUACCAAUGGAGUUCUUCAUCGAGGGCACCAGGAGCAGGACUGCCAAGAUGCUGCACCCUAAGCUAGGCCUCCUCUCGAUGGUGGUGGAACCAUUCCUGGAUGGGAGGAUAUCAGACAUUCACUUGGUCCCCAUUAGCAUCAGCUAUGAGCGAACACUGGAGGAGGAGCUGUUUGCCAGAGAGCUACUGGGUGUGCCCAAGCCAAAGGAGUCCACUGGUGCGUUGCUCAAGGCAAGGUCCAUCCUCACUGAAGAUUAUGGAUCCAUAUAUGCCACCAUUGGCUCUCCCAUCUCUCUGCAUGACUUCUGUGCUAGUAGAGGAGUUAGUCGCGUCCCCCACACCAUGUAUCCCAAGGAUAUGUCAGUAGUACUGUCACGUGAGCGUGAUGUCAUCCUUGAGCUAGGUCAUGUGAUCCUCAACUCCACCCACCAUGGGAUGAGGAUAUUCCCCUCCUCGCUGGUGGCCACAGUCAUGCUCCAAUGUUGUAGAGAUGGGAUACCACUGACUGAGUUGAUUGUGAGGGUGGAGCAACUGAGAGAGGAGACGGUAGCUCGUGGGGGAACUGUCCAUUGGAUCACUGACUCUCGAGAUGCCGUGGAAUCGGCCCUGACUAUGCUAACAGUUGCCCUGACAGUGGACAGUGGCAAGGUAGUGAAGAUACGGACUGGACCUACACACGAGAGACUGCAGCCUGUGGCCACCUCUAUUGAACAAGUCAAUCAGACGCCAUUACCCGUGGCCUUGUUUGAGGGAAUCAAGCAAGAGGCGUUCGUUCAUCUGGUCCUAGCUCACUAUCGUAACCAGCUGCUGCACCUGUUCCUAGUGGAGGGAUUGGUCGCACUCAGUCUCCGCAGAAACGGACAGACAGGGAGCCACUACACUGCACCCAUCAGCAAAAAGGUGGCGUUGCAGCGGUUUGAAGGACUUCAUUGUGCACUGGCAUGUGAAUUUGUUCUACCAAAAGCUCCACCAUCACAGGUGUUUGAGGAUUGUCUACAAGCCUUUGUUGACAGAGGACUUGUCCAGGUAUCAGACUCCUCCCAACAGAUAGCGGCCACCAUCCAGGGCGAGGAACAGCUGUCUAUGUUUAGUGGAGUCAUCCUUCCGUUUGUGAUUGGUAACUGGGUUGUGUGUGAGCACUUGCUGUCGGUAGGCGAGGGAGUGGAGACUCUCACUGGGACAAUCCAGGGAGCACAGCAGCUGGCAGCAAAGUGUCUGCACACAGGUUUGAUAGACACUCACGAGUCCCUCUCUUUGGGUAUAGUGAGGAAUUGUUUGGCAUCUCUCACACAGUGUGGUCUCAUCUUACGGCCUAUUAGUGAGUUCAGUACUGGACGUGACAGACUGGUAAAGGUGGCUCACAGAGACAGGCUGGCUGCUCUCUCAAACACACUAGGCUCUGUAAUAUUCCCAUGGGAACACAAGCACUCCAAACUGUGAUAAACUGAUAGUGAUCAACAUUUGGUUUUGUAUUGUGUCUGUGUGUGUAUACUACGCUGUUUACAUGAAGUGGUUUUGGCCUACAA
Messenger RNA from Halichondria panicea, 2210 nucleotides. Its product is annotated as dihydroxyacetone phosphate acyltransferase-like. Gene Ontology annotation, molecular function: glycerone-phosphate O-acyltransferase activity; glycerol-3-phosphate O-acyltransferase activity. The transcript is spliced from 13 exons. Lineage: Eukaryota; Metazoa; Porifera; Demospongiae; Suberitida; Halichondriidae. Gene Ontology annotation, cellular component: peroxisomal membrane; mitochondrial membrane. Bases 52 to 2124 code for a protein of 690 amino acids. Gene Ontology annotation, biological process: fatty acid metabolic process; phospholipid biosynthetic process; ether lipid biosynthetic process. The record is from RefSeq and is a predicted model, not a curated record.